AUGAAAGAUAAAGUUGCUUUCACGAUGAAACUUAAGCCGAAUAGAAUUGAUGAAUAUAAGCGACGUCAUGAUGAAAUCUGGCCUGAACUUGUAGGAUUACUUCAUGAAAAUGGUAUAUCAGACUAUUCGAUUUUUCUUGAUGAACCAUCAUUGACUUUAUUUGCUGUCCAGAAAGUUUCUCCAACUACAAUUUCAUCAAAUGAUAAAUUACACGAAAAUGAAAUAAUGCAACGUUGGUGGGUACACAUGGCUGAUCUUAUGGAAACAAAUGAAGAUCAAUCACCAGUUACUCAUGCACUGAGACUCGUUUUUCAUAUGGAUUAG
This is a messenger RNA of Rotaria socialis, 324 nucleotides long. The record is from the annotation of a GenBank genome assembly. Lineage: Eukaryota; Metazoa; Rotifera; Eurotatoria; Philodinida; Philodinidae.